Molecule: messenger RNA, 1262 nt
Organism: Triticum dicoccoides
Lineage: Eukaryota; Viridiplantae; Streptophyta; Magnoliopsida; Poales; Poaceae
Product: 50S ribosomal protein L3-2, mitochondrial-like
Exons: 5
Coding region: 1-942 (313 amino acids)
Biological process (GO): translation
Cellular component (GO): ribosome; mitochondrial large ribosomal subunit
Molecular function (GO): structural constituent of ribosome
Source: RefSeq, a predicted model, not a curated record
AUGGCGGCCGCCUCGAGAGGCCUUCUCGCGCGCCUCCGCCACCUCUCCCUCGCCGGGCCCCGCCUCCCCCCUUGCCGCCUCUUCUCCGCGGAGCCUCUCGUCUCCCAUCCCGACGACGACGAUGCCAGCGCCGGCGGCGAGGGCGGAGGCCGGAUCAUAGAGGCGCGUCCUGGUGUUAUGGGCCCGGACUCCCGGCGGACCGGCGUGAUCGGCGUGAAGUGCGGCAUGUCGGCGAUGUGGGACAAGUGGGGGGCCAAAGUUCCCAUCACCGUCCUCUGGGUGGACGACAAUGUCGUCUGCCAGGUCAAGACCGCCGAGAAGGAGGGGUUCUACGCGCUGCAGCUCGGAGCAGGCCAAAAGAAGGAAAAGCAUCUAACAAAGCCUGAAGUGGGCCACUUUAGAUCACAAGGAGUCCUUCUUAAGAGAAAAUUAAAGGAGUUUCCUGUUACUGAGGAUGCACUUCUUCCUGUUGGGACAACCAUCUCGGUUCGUCAUUUUGUACCCGGGCAAUUUGUGGAUGUCAUUGGAAUCACAAAGGGAAAAGGUUUUGCGGGUGGCAUGAAAAGACAUGGUUUUAGUGGGAUGCCUGCAUCACAUGGUGCUUCUUUAUCACAUCGCAGCAUCGGUUCUACAGGUCAAAGGGAUGCUCCUGGCAGGGUUUUCAAAAACAGGAAAAUGCCUGGGCGCAUGGGUGGUGUUCAACGCACAGUGAAAAAUGUAUGGGUUUACCAAAUUGACCCUGCCAGGAACUUACUGUAUCUGAAAGGCCAGGUUCCUGGUCCUCAAGGCAGCUUUCUUUUCGUCAAGGACUCUAUUUACAAGAAACCUGACAGAGCUUUGCUGCCGUUCCCUACGUAUUUCUCACAAGAAGGCGAGUUGGAAGACAUGGAGCCGCUCAUUGCCGAUCUUGGUGAUGUCGACCCGUUCAUGGCAGCAGAUUAAGACUAUGACAAAUUUCGAAGAAUCCCUUUUGCUUUCAGUGCAUUGUUGACAAUCCCAAGUGAUUGUCUGUUAAAUUUUGCAUUGGAUAUAUGAGUAGCUCCUGGGUUACAAGAGUCAUCCCGUUACUGACCUGCCAAAUCAAUGUUGUUCCAUGUACAUUACCUGGCAGAUAUGCCAGGGCCCUGACUCAGUUAGGGUUUUGAGCUGAUUGUUUGGUCGACCGAGUGGAACUUAUUUUGUUUAAUAAGUUGUGUAAGCUAUGAUUCAGAUAGAUAUAUAAAAUCGAAAAUCUCCAUGCCGAGGUUACUAUUCUAGUUCCC